This is a messenger RNA of Acomys russatus (golden spiny mouse), 934 nucleotides long. RefSeq names its product iodotyrosine deiodinase (gene Iyd). Gene Ontology annotation, molecular function: oxidoreductase activity. The record is from RefSeq and is a predicted model, not a curated record. Gene Ontology annotation, biological process: thyroid hormone metabolic process. Lineage: Eukaryota; Metazoa; Chordata; Mammalia; Rodentia; Muridae. The transcript has 5 exons. Bases 44 to 898 code for a protein of 284 amino acids.
AAGUGUGGGGGGUGUGCACACCUUCCGGGUCAGACUUCAGACCAUGUUUCUCCUCACUCCAGUCUUGGUAGCAGUUGUCUGUAUCUUGAUUGUAUGGGUCUUUAAAAAUGCUGAUAGAAGCCUGGAGAGAAAGGAGGAGCCUCGCGCUAGCCCCUGGGUGGACGAAGACCUGAAAGACAGCACUGACCACCUUCAAGUGGAAGAAGAUACUGACGAAUGGCAAGAGUCAGAGGAGAGUGUGGCGCACAUCCCAUUCGCUCACACCCGGUACCCAGAGCAAGAGAUGAAGACGAGGUCUCAGGAGUUCUAUGAGCUCCUCAAUAAGAGACGCUCGGUCAGGUUCAUCAGCAGCGAGCAAGUGCCAACGGAAGUCAUUGAUAAUGUCAUCAGAGCCGCAGGAACGGCUCCAAGUGGGGCCCACACAGAGCCCUGGACCUUUGUGGUGGUGAAGGACGCAGACGUAAAGCAUAAGAUCCGUGAGAUCAUUGAGGAGGAGGAAGAGAUAAAUUACAUGAAAAGGAUGGGAGACCGAUGGGUCUCAGACCUGAAGAAACUGAGAACUAAUUGGGUUAAGGAGUACUUGGACACUGCCCCAGUUCUGAUUCUUGUUUUCAAACAAGUCCACGGUUUUGCUGCAAAUGGGAAGAAAAAGGUCCACUACUACAAUGAGAUCAGCGUGUCCAUCGCCUGUGGCAUCCUCCUGGCUGCACUGCAGAAUGCAGGGCUAGUGACGGUCACUACCACUCCCCUCAACUGUGGUCCUCGUCUGAGGGUGCUCCUGGGCCGCCCCUCACAUGAAAAGCUGUUGGUGUUGCUUCCUGUGGGGUACCCCAGCACAGAGGCCACAGUGCCUGACCUCAAGAGGAAAGCCCUGGACCAGAUCAUGGUGACCAUAUAGUCAGCCAACCUCAAGGAGUUGCUGGGAUGCUGGGAU